CAUCACACACACACAGACACUCCAGUCAAUAUAUUUUAUUGCCCAUCAAAAAAUCAAAAAAAUAAUUUGACGCUUCGUUUUCUAUUGUUGUCUCCAUACUUUUUCUCUCUCCCCCCCGCCAACGCUUUCGGGUUUGCGUGUGUGUGUGGGCGUUAAGUCGGCGGCGCAGUUGAAAAGAGAGAAUUCUCUCAAUUCUUUUAAGCUGAGUUCGUUCGUGGUGGUGGUUGUUGCCACAGACUCCCCAGGCCGCAUGCAUAUCGUAGCCCGCGCAACAGAGGAUCUGGCGAUACCGACGUGUCCGCCUUUUCGCAAGAGAUGGACGAGAUGCCCUCACGUUUCAGCUCCACAUCACCAGAUAGCACAGAUUCGCGCGAACAGAGCACAAGCACUGCCUCCACUGAGGAAGAUGAGAGCCCCUAUCGCCAGAGCCUUCGCCGCGAAAAACGCAUAUUGGCCUCAUCGCCGCUGUCCAUGGAAUAGCGUUUCCAUAAGCAGAUGCACAGAACCAAGAAGAGCACGAUCACCACGAAUUUGAAAAUGUUGUUGCUUUAUCUGUGACUUGUCCUGGUGCCAGUCAUCUUGGAGAUGGGCCCGCAAAUCGAGUUCCCAGUGCAAUGGAAGAAGGGGAAGAGUAUUUUCCACAUCGUCAAGCAUCGUUGCAUGGCCUUGACCUUUACCGUCAACACUUACCGGGUGCUGAUCGGCUCCUUCCUGGCAGCUAUCGUGCCGCUGUACAGCAUGCUCUGCAUGCCGCAUCCGAAUAGCUUUCUUCUCUGUGUUCCGAACGCCAAAGGCCACAUAAUUAAGGUACGCGACAACGUGGGCAUGUACUUCUUGGGCCUCUUGCCCUAUGUGGUCCGCCUGCAAUACGGAUUUUACGUGCUUGCCAAGGACACCUGGUUCGCCUACAACGAUCAAGUGCUGGCCACAGCCGAUACUUUCAACACCUGGCGCGUGCUCAUCUACUUGAAUCAGGUCAUCCAGCUCGUCUACUCAUUCGAGGGACUGCAGAGUUUCCUGCAGGCCCUCCGCACCUACAAGCUAGUCGCCGGAACAGACAACCAUCGCGUGGCUCAGCUGGAAGGGAACAUGUCAAAAUUCUGGUACAUCCCCAGCGUGAGCACCUUGGAUGUUUACCGUGCCUCCAAGGAACGUGCAUUUGGACCAAAUCCCCAUUAGCCACAAGCCCCCAAUCACAAGUCCUGCCAGCUGACCAAUCUGACCAACACAACCACUACGAAAGAUCGGUGCACAAUCAAUGGAUUCUUUGGCUUGGAAAACUAAGAAAAAAACAAAACAAAAAAAUAUCACUGGAACGAUGACAUUUAGAUAAUCCCACUUUCCGGUCGCUCCAGUUUGAAAUCCUUGUAAGCAAU
This is a messenger RNA of Drosophila mauritiana, 1376 nucleotides long. RefSeq lists its product as uncharacterized. The record is from RefSeq and is a predicted model, not a curated record. Lineage: Eukaryota; Metazoa; Arthropoda; Insecta; Diptera; Drosophilidae. The transcript is spliced from 4 exons. The coding region runs from base 586 to 1179 and encodes 197 amino acids.